This is a messenger RNA of Pistacia vera, 1371 nucleotides long. RefSeq lists its product as uncharacterized. Bases 1 to 1371 code for a protein of 456 amino acids. Gene Ontology annotation, molecular function: nucleic acid binding. Lineage: Eukaryota; Viridiplantae; Streptophyta; Magnoliopsida; Sapindales; Anacardiaceae. Gene Ontology annotation, biological process: DNA integration. The transcript is spliced from 3 exons. The record is from RefSeq and is a predicted model, not a curated record.
AUGAGUACAACUAGGGUUGAGAUCACCCAAUAUAAUGGGAAGAUCGAUUUUGGCAGUUGGAGGAAGAAGAUGAAAGCUUUGUUGUCCCACAACAAAGUGUCUAUCACGCUAGAGAAGGAUUCCACCAAGUGGCCGGAGGAGAAUCUAAAGAAGAAGGCCGAAGUGGAUGAAGAGGCCUACAAUUUAAUCAUCAUGAACCUUACCGACAGUGUGCUGCAUAAGGUCGAUGGGUUUGAAACACCUAUCGGCCUCUGGGUUAAGCUUGAAUCUCUCUAUUUUUUACAAUCAGCUCCUCAUCUAGCAUACUUAAAAAGUGCACUUUUUUUGUAUAAAAUGGAUAGUAAUAAGACUGUUGAGGAGAACCUUGAUGAGUUCUUGAAAAUGACCCUGGUUCUCAAGGGCAUUGAUCAAGAACUCAAUGACUCCAGCCUUGCCAUGAUUCUUUUAAAUUCCUUUACUGAUGAAUGUCAGGUAGUAAAUAACACUUUGCAGUACAUUGGCACUGUACCUAGUGUAGAUUUAAUUGUUGCUGGGUUAAAAGCUAGGGAGUUAGUUCAGAAGAGGAGUGGUAAUAGCCUAUUUGUUAAGGGUAAGGGAGAAACUAGUCAGAAACAUUCCAACACUGAGAGCAAUUUAGCCACCACCAAACAUAGCAUUGAAGAAUCAGAGGUCCUAACAGUGUCUAAGGUUGAUACUAUAGGGGAAUGGGUGGAUUCUGGUUGCUCAUUCCAUAUGAGUCCAAACAAAAAUUGGUUCCAAGAUUUUGAGCCAAAUGACCUUGAGACUGUGUUUAUGGGUAACAACAAUGCAUGUAAGGUUCAAGGGGUUGGUAGUAUAACUUUGAGGCUGGAUGAUGGAAAACUAGUCAAACUAACUAAGCAUAGGUUAAGUUUUCAUAGAGGGACACACCAGGCCACUAAUUGCUUAGAAUACUUACAUGCUAAUCUUUGGGAGCCUGAAAAGAUAAAAUCUCAUGGGGGCAGCAUCUAUUUCAUGUCUAUAGUGGAUGACUACAGUAGGAAAGUUUGGGUAUUUCUACUUAGAUCUAAAAAUGAGGCUUUAGAAAGGCUUAAGAGUUGGCAAACCCUUGUAAAGAAUCAAGUGGACAAAAAAGUUAAAGCCCUUAGGACAGAUAAUGGGCUAAAGUUCUGCAACUCAGAGUUUGAUAGGUACUGUAGUGAUCAGGGUAUUUUGAGACAUAGAACAGUCAGGGGAACUCCUCAGCAAAAUGGAGUAGCUGAGAGAAUGAAAAGAACGUUGUUGGAAAAGAUGAGAUGCUUACUGUUCACAUCAAGAUUACCCAAGACUUUUUGGGGAGAAGCCCUCAACACUACAACAUAUUUAGUAACAAAAGCCCCUCUAGUGCAAUAG